Molecule: messenger RNA, 2754 nt
Organism: Hirundo rustica (Barn swallow)
Lineage: Eukaryota; Metazoa; Chordata; Aves; Passeriformes; Hirundinidae
Gene: PLK3
Product: polo like kinase 3
Exons: 15
Coding region: 14-1945 (643 amino acids)
Biological process (GO): mitotic G1/S transition checkpoint signaling; DNA damage response; Golgi disassembly
Cellular component (GO): cytoplasm; centrosome; nucleus
Molecular function (GO): protein binding; protein serine/threonine kinase activity; ATP binding
Source: RefSeq, a predicted model, not a curated record
UCCCGCGCCCGCCAUGGAGUCCGCCGGCCUCUUCCCUCCCUUCCCCGCCGCCUCCCUCCCCGCGCGGCCCGCGCCCGCCCCGGCGCCCCCGCCCCGCGCGGCCGAGACCACCCGCAUCAUCACCGACCCGAUCUCCGGCCGCUCCUACUGCAAGGGCCGCCUGCUGGGAAAGGGUGGGUUUGCACGAUGCUACGAAAUGACAGACCUCUCCAGCAACAAAACCUAUGCCGUGAAGGUCAUUCCUCACAGCCGGGUGGCUAAACCUCACCAGCGGGAGAAGAUCACCAAUGAGAUCGAACUACAUCGGGACUUGCACCAUAAGCACAUCGUCAAGUUCUCCCACUACUUUGAGGACUCGGAGAACAUCUACAUCUUUCUGGAGCACUGCAGCAGGAAGUCCCUGGCCCACAUCUGGAAGGCCCGCCAUACUCUGCUGGAGCCCGAAGUGCGCUAUUACCUCAAACAGAUCAUCUCAGGCUUGAAAUACCUUCACCUCAAGGGCAUCCUGCACAGAGACCUCAAACUUGGCAACUUCUUCAUCAAUGAAAACAUGGAGCUGAAAGUGGGGGACUUUGGGCUGGCUGCCUGCCAGGAUGUCUCUGACCAGAAGAAAAAGACAAUAUGUGGGACCCCCAACUACUUGGCUCCAGAAGUGCUGCUGAGGCAGGGCCAUGGGCCGGAGUCGGAUGUGUGGUCUCUGGGCUGUGUCAUGUACACCCUGCUGUGUGGGAACCCUCCCUUUGAGACCUCUGACCUCAAGGAGACCUACAGGUGUAUCAAGCAGGCGGAAUACACCCUCCCUGUCUUCCUCUCCCUGCCCGCCAAGCACCUCAUCGCUGGCAUCCUCAGACGGAACCCCCAGGACCGCCUCACCCUUGAGGAGAUUUUGGACCAUGAGUUCUUCAAGGGCUACACGCCUGAGAAGCUCCCUCCCAGCAGCUGUGUGAUGGCUCCGGAGCUGAGUCCCCCAAAUCCUGCAAAGACUCUGUUUGCUAAAGUCACCAAGACACUCUUUGGGAAGAAGAAACCCAAGGCCAAGAAGGGUUCUUCGGAGGACAGGGAUGACAUCUCCAAGCUGGUUACUGGGCUGAUGAAGACCUCAAUCUGUCGGCAGAUGAGCUAUAAAACUGUGGAAGGGAAUGAGGCCACUCCUGUGUCGUGCCGCAGUGCCAGCUCCAGCCCCGUGGAGACGGUGGUGGAGGAGACGUCCCACAAGUCUGCGUCCCCCUCCAUCCGGGGAACGAUGGCCAGCAGCUGUGAAGCCUUUGAAGAUUGUGUCACUGCCUCUGCCAUCAUCGAGUCGGCUGUCCGGCUCCUGCGGGCCUGCCUCUCCUCCAUGCCUCCAGCGGAGAAAAACCCAGCUUCCCUGGCCCGCCAUGAGCACUUUGUCUGGGUGAGCAAGUGGGUGGAUUAUUCCAACAAGUAUGGCUUUGGCUACCAGCUCUCCAACCGCAGCAUUGGGGUCCUCUUCAACAAUGGCACGCACAUGACGCUUUCCCCUAACCGCAGGACUGUGCAUUACAACCCGACCAACAGCAAACACCUGGUGUUCUCUGUGUCUGCCAUCCCCGAGCAGCUGCAGGGACAGAUGAGUGUCUUGCGCUACUUUGCGUCCUACAUGGAGCAGCACCUCAUGAAGGGAGGUGACCUGCCCAGCAUAGAUGACCUCGGGCAGCCAGCCCUGCUCCUCCUGCAGUGGGUGAAGACUGACCAAGCCUUGCUUAUGCUCUUCAGCAAUGGCACCCUCCAGGUGAAUUUCUACAAUGACCACACCAAGGUGAUCAUUAGCAAGCCUGACCACUCCUGCCUUGUCACCUACAUCAACCGGGAGCGCAACUCGUACACUUACAAGCUGUGCAGCAUCCAGGAGCUGGGCUGCUCUCCUGAGCUCCACCACCGCCUCAGAUACAUCCUCAAGCUUCUUCAAGAAUGGGCUGAGGCCUAGCCUGGGACCUUGGGGGACCCUGUCUGAACAUGGAGGUUCCCCCCUGCCCUCCCAUGGGAUGGGAGGUAUGAUGUGGUGCUGGUUACCCCCCUGGGCACUGGAUAUCCCAGUGCUCAGCUGGACUCUGAACUAAGACAUGUGGAUGUGGUUACAGCAGCAGGUCUGGAUAUCCUUGCUGCUCCCUGGCUCUGGGCAAUCGCUGUCUUCCCACUGCCAGCUCCUGCUCUGGUGGUGCUGGUCUUGAUGGAAUGGGCUGGGGUGUUACAGGGAGGCGCUGCUGGCUGAAUGUCCUGCAGGUGCCUGUGGUGGAGGCUCAGCCUGCCCUGCCCCAGGUGAUGCAUCGGUUGCACAGACCCUCUGCAUGGCCUGGAGAUGGCUGGCACAGCCUUGAUCUCAAACUUUGGGUGCUGUGGGAUAGGAAAACCCCUUCCCAGGAGUGGGCAGGGGUGAAGGGUGCUGCCUGCCCUGCCAAGGGGCUCUGUGAGCUGGUGUGUGCCACUCCACAACUGUUACACUAAGGAGAGAGCUGUGCUGGGCCUAACUGUGCCCUGUCUCUUCCCAAAUUGUGAAUUGUCUGGUACAACUUGAGGUUUGAUAAAGGGUGGGGGAUGGGAUCUGAGGACUUGCCUGGUGAAGCCCUCAUUUUGUUGGGACCCAGGGUUGUUUCUUAUUUCAAGGCAGUCUCUGCCAUGUGGGAUUAUUUAUGUAUCUUAUUUAUAUGGAAUUAUUUAUUUUCCUGAUGGUCUGUCCAUGUGCAGUUCCCUUCUCCUUGACUCGCCUCAAUAAAAACUUAUUUGUGUAAGGGCAAA